Cottoperca gobio is the source of this 1949-nucleotide messenger RNA. RefSeq names its product outer dynein arm docking complex subunit 3 (gene odad3). Gene Ontology annotation, biological process: cilium movement; outer dynein arm assembly. The record is from RefSeq and is a predicted model, not a curated record. Gene Ontology annotation, cellular component: cilium; ciliary basal body; ciliary tip. NCBI's taxonomy places the organism in Eukaryota, Metazoa, Chordata, Actinopteri, Perciformes, Bovichtidae.
UAGUGUUUGUGUACAGGUUGCUAGGUAACACUGGAGACUAUCAUACAUGUUCGUUCAGCUCGCGCUCGGCUAACACCGACAGUGGGAACAUUUGUCUUUGUUAAUUGUGUACAACAAUAACGCAGCGCAAAAAUGCCGUUCACAACAAAACCUCCGCUGCAUGACCAAAUAAUGGAAAUGCAGCGUAAAAUACAACUUCUGGAGGGCGACAGGACUGCAUACUAUGAGAGCUCUCAAUCCACCAUCAAGAAGAACAGAGAGUCCAUCCGCCAGCUGAGGCAGGAGAACAAGAGGCUCUGCAGGAAAAUGGCAGAAGCCAGUGCUGGUGAUGAAAAUAUAAUCAAAGUGGCCUUUCAUAACAGAGGGUUGGAGAAGGAUGCCUACCGCAACAUGUCAGGGAAGGCAGCCCUGACGACACUCGACCAGAGGGUGCUGUCCAAGAUGAAGCGUCUCAAUGCCCUUAAACACACCACCCAGACCCACAAGCUCCGCCUUGAAGAGCUGAAGAUGGAAUACCAGAGAAAGAAACCAGCGGGCGGCAGUGGAGCACAGUCUGCCGACGCUCGCACUCGGAAGAAAGAGGAAGAUGCCAUGAGGCUGCGGGCGCUGGAGAACCGUCUGGAGAAGACCCAGUUUAAGUGCAAGGAGGCUGAGAACAUCAUGACUAACUAUCACAAGCUCAAAAGUCACCUGCAGGAUGAGAGUCUGACUUUCCAGGGCCAGCUGGACAGUCUGGAGGCGGAAAUCCUGAAGCACAGAGAGGAGUUCCACAACAUGCAGCUCAUGAACAACAACGCGCAGCUCUCUAAAGAAGCUGCUAAGGCUGACUUACAGAUGCAGGAGGAAUUGCUCUACAAGGAGCGCAAGGAGAGAGAGCAUAUUAUAGCAAGCUACAGGAAGAAGGUUGAGGAGCGCAAGGCCCAGGCGGAAAAAGUUGAUAGAAGGAGAACAGCUAUGCAGCCAGAUGAGCUGAGCAGUGAGGCCCAGCGCAGCAGCCCCAGGAUGGCAGGUGAAGAGGAGAAGGUCAUCUCCACUUUUGAGGAGGCCUUCCUACGCAUCAAGGAGGCCACCGGAGUCACAUACAUACAGGAGAUAGUGGAGCGCUUUAUCUCACAGAAGGAGACACACCAACACCUGGAGAAGCUGAAGGGAGAGAAUGAGAAGGUGCUGCAGCAGCUGAAGGAGCAGAAGGAGCUCCUGAACCAACAGUUCCAGGACAUGAAAUACUCUGGAGAGGCUAAACUCUCCAGUGACCAACAGAUGCUGGAGGAGUGUGAGCAGCAACUGCAGGCUCAGCAGCAGAGGUGUGAGGCAGACAAAGAGCGCCUGGAGUGGCUUGUUAAAGCCGUCGGUACCGUCCGAGCCGGAGUGGAGCACCUCGCAGACAAACUUCAACACAUCACGCUGAGUGAGGACACGGUGGCUGAAGUGUCUCCAGACUCAGAUGCGUUUGUGGUGGAGCUGAUAACCCAGUGUGAGCUGAAGCUGCAGUUACUGCACGAGGAGCUUCGGGGGAAGGAUGUGGCCGCCAUUAUGAAGGAGAUGGAGGAAGAGGAGUUCUACGUCAGGAUUGAAGGGAAGCUGCCAGAAUACAACACCCGUGUCAAGCUGCAUGAGGACCAAAGACUGGACCUCUUCGAUGACGAGGACGUCAGCGAAGAGGACGAGGCUGACAUUAUCUCACGGGAGGCACUGAAGCGUCAGUCUCAGCUGAUCAUCGACUCCAAGUCUAAGAAGAAGGCCUGGAAGAAGAAGAAGGGCAAGUUCUGAAGCGACGCCACAGUCUCAGGACUCAGGACCUUCCCAGGUUUCCCAUUGCUAUUUUACCCAAUUAAUGUUUCAACUCUACAUAUUAUUAUUAUUAUUAUUAUUAUUAUUAUUAUUAUUAUUAUUAUUAUUAUUAUUAUUAUUAUUAUUAUUAUUAUUAUGUGUUGCUACAAAUAAUCUUA